Molecule: messenger RNA, 819 nt
Organism: Puccinia graminis f. sp. tritici CRL 75-36-700-3
Lineage: Eukaryota; Fungi; Basidiomycota; Pucciniomycetes; Pucciniales; Pucciniaceae
Exons: 1
Coding region: 1-819 (272 amino acids)
Source: RefSeq, a predicted model, not a curated record
AUGACCACUUUCUAUAUUCCUGUGAGGUUUGCGAACGAACCGCAAUCUCCCUACUCCCUUCAGUCCGAAGCGUCUACUCAUCUGCCGUCGUCCCCUGCUCUUGCCGGUAUGACUCCUGAUCCGUCGAUCAAAUCGGAAGAGGCCGAUUUGCCUGCUACCUCUGCCGCCAAAACUGCUGCACCUGAAGAGACCAUCGAGUCUUCAUCUCCUAAUCCUGUGGUCAAGUCGGAAGAGGCCGACUCGCACGCUGCAUCUACUGCUGAACUGACCGACCCUGAAGAACCCGUUGAUGUGCGUAGACGUGUGGAGGACCACGUGCAUGCACCUCGUCCGCCUCCUCCCUCCUUUUCAGACAUUCGUCUGUUCGCCAUCGCCGCGGCUUUCCAAGUGAAUGCCGAUGGCCAGUUUCCUUUUCACUACCAGGAGCAACACGCACGAUCGCCGUCACCUCCCAAUUCUUCUGACAUCCCAGGAAGCGGAACCGCUUCCUCUCCUAUUCGUGUUGACACGCCUCCCCCAGCUGAACCUCACUAUGUGUACCCGCCUCUCCCCGAUCCGGACCACGAGUUGACACCUGAGGAGCGCGGACCGAUCUGGGCCGAGGUUGUUCAAGAGGACGCGGUCUUAAACGCGCGCCGACAUAUCAAGGGCUUCUUUCGGUCUUAUUUCGAUUUGCUGGACGGAGACGUCCUCAAUCACCCGCGUCGAAGUGGCGGUUAUAGGCGUAUGGCGCGAUGUCGAUUGUAUGAGAGCGUUAUGGAGGAACUGGACCGUGUGCUUGAGACUGUAGACCAAGUACAGAUGACUGUUAUAGACUAA